AUACCAUCUCAUACAUACCUGUACCGCGAACAUGACGGCGCUCCGGUUCCCGAUAUGUUGUUCAACACGCCUGUCGAUGAUACACGCACCAAAUACUUCUCGUUUUCUUCAUCAGGCACCUACAUUUUUCGUUCCUAAACCGCGCUCACGAGAUAUCGCGCCGUGUCGCAAGCGGACGCCAAUCCUUCGUUGCCGCACAUUUUUUACCGACUUCCUCCGUACCUCCAGCUCUCCGAUCUCGCCGUCUCCCACCACCCUCAGCAUAACUCGCAACAUAUCCUUCCCUUCCUCAGCCAUAUAUCCCAUUAUUGCAGACAUAUCCUCGUACAGCGCGUUCCUUCCCUUCUGUACCUCCUCUACCGUAACAUCCUGGUCAGCUCCACAUCCGCGUACAGGAAAGUUAUACCCUGAAGAAGCGACCCUGACAAUUGGUUGGCAGGGUAUAGAAGAGUUGUUCGUAAGCCGCGUGUACUGUGUACCUGACAAGGCUGUUGAGGCAUUGAGUGGGGAUGCUGAAACUGAACUUGCCGCUGAGGAUCUAGAGCAUCAUUACAAGGGGAGUGAGAAGAGGUCAUGUGCGAGUGGUAGUGUAUUUCAGAGAAUGCGGACGUCAUGGAAGGUCGAGGAUGCUGGCCAAGGUAGGUGCGAGGUGCAGCUAGAGAUGGAGUAUGUCUUUACGAAUAUGCUAUAUCAGCGGUUGGGGGGGACUGUGCAAGCUCGGGUUGCCGAGUACAUGAUUGAGGCGUUCGAAACAAGGGUUAAGGAGAUCUUAGGGAAGCCACGCAGGAUCUAGAAAAGCAGAGAGGUAAGAGUCCCACCAAGCAGGACGAGAUAUUCGCGAGGGUACGGCAUAUAGGACAUACCUUCAUGAUUAUAGUGGCUAGGCCACACAUACUGUACUCAGCACCAAUUUCAGCCUUUAUAAUCAU
Molecule: messenger RNA, 929 nt
Organism: Pseudovirgaria hyperparasitica
Lineage: Eukaryota; Fungi; Ascomycota; Dothideomycetes; Acrospermales; Acrospermaceae
Exons: 1
Coding region: 32-793 (253 amino acids)
Biological process (GO): ubiquinone biosynthetic process; cellular respiration
Cellular component (GO): mitochondrion
Molecular function (GO): ubiquinone binding
Source: RefSeq, a predicted model, not a curated record